AAGAAAGAGUCUGAAUUUUACCCUCAUCUCACUGGUGUGGUAUUGACAGCUAUGAAAACAACAUUUUAACAGUAUACAGUUUAUAUUUAGUCAACCCACAUAUAGUCUACAAUGUCUACACGGGCCUUGAGAAGGCUCAAAGGGAAACAGCGGGGUCAGGAGGCCUUGGACCUCGGGGACCUAAGUUUGGGAGACAGCCCGGAGGAGCAGGCUGAAGCUGAGGUUGGGGAGGAGCAGCUGGACACGGCUAAUGCUGCUAAUGUUUCUCCUCCUUCCAAUAGCAAAAGCAGCAGCCGAAAGACAAAGAAAAAUAAGGCUCAGAAAAACUUCAGUAACAUUUAUGAACUGAUAGGUGAUGCAGAAAAUGAGUCAGAUAGAGUUUCACCUGAUGAAGAUCCAGAGAAAAAUAAAGGAAGUGGAACCAGAAAGAAUAAUAACAAAGAUGUUGAGAACCAAGAUCAAAAGAAUGAGGAAGAGUCCACAAAGUCAGGAGACAGAGCUAAAAAGAAGAAAAAAAAGAAGAAAACCAAAACAUCAGAGGAUGGACAAUUAAAUGGAGCUGCAACUGAAAAUAUUGAUUUACUGCUGGAGAACGUGGAGCUGUCCAACGGUGUGAGUCUGCAAAGUGAGGACUGCGGCUGCUCAGUCAGGAGAUCUGUGCUUCAUGUGGAACACAGGAAUCUCAACUCAGAGACUGAACUGAAGAGAUACUUUGGAGCUCGGGCUGUUCUGGGUGAUCAAAGACCUCGGCAAAGAAACAGGCACUUUCACCGCAGCACUUGGAUGACCAGCCCAAAGGAGAGCUGGCCUCGCUUUAGCCGACCCGGAAUCUCGAUGACCUUGCUGGAGUCCAAGAAUGGCGUUCAUUAUUUCACCUUUGAGCACAACCGGGACUACCAACAAAUGCAGUUCAAGUUCUUAGAUGCUGUUGAGUCCAUGGAUCCCAACAAUAUCGUGGCUCUGCUUCAGCUAAAUCCGUAUCACAUUGAUUCCCUGCUGCAGCUUUCUGACGUCUGCAGGAUACAGGAGGAUCAAGAGAUGGCCCGCGACCUCAUCGAACGGGCUUUGUACAGCUUCGAGUGCGCUUUUCACCCUUUAUUCAGCCUAACAUCAGGAACCAGCCAGCUGGAUUAUUUGCGACCAGAAAACAGAGCAUUUUAUCUGGCUCUUUAUAAGCACAUGAUGUUCCUGGAGAAGAGAGGAUGCCCACGGACCGCUUUGGAGUACUGCAAACUGAUCCUUUGUUUAGACCCAGACUCCGACCCGCUUUGCAUGCUGCUGCUCAUCGAUUUCCUCAUGCUUCGCUCCAGAGAGUACAAGUCUCUCCUUCAGCUGUAUCAGGACUGGGAGGAGCAUAGAAAUCUGUCUCAGCUGCCAAACUUUGCAUUCUCCUGCGCGCUCUGUCAUUUCCACCUGAGUCAGCAAGAAGAUGUGGAUCCUGAAGAAGGCGACAAACAGAGGCAACAAGCUGACCAGAUGCUGCAGAGCGCUCUCAUAAUGUUUCCUGGAGUUUUGAUGCCUUUGCUGGAUCUAUGCACUGUUCAGCCUGACAGCACAGUCUCUUCCCAUAGCUUCUUUGGCCCAAAGAGUCAGAUAGGGCAGCCACCAGCUUUGGCUGAGCUCACGGCUCUGUAUGUGGGGAGAACGUACAGCCUGUGGAAGGAGGCGGCGGUAAUGCUCUGGCUGGAGGAGUCCGUGAAGGAGGUGCUGCGCCGGGUCGAUGCCAAAGAUGCUCUCGUAGAGGACUGCCAGAACAAGAGAAAGCAGAGAUACCAGAGUGCACCAAGAAACAUCCAUCGCCAUGUUCUGCUGUCGGAGAUUAAAGAAGCCACCUCCACUCUGCCUCUUGAGGUGACCACUCAGCCUGUGAUGGGUUUUGACCCUCUGCCUCCACUGGACUCAGUGAUUUCAUACACCAGACCAGAAAGGCAGCAUGUUGGUGCAUCCAAUGAGAGCACGCUGUCGCUGUUUUUCCGCUCUUUGCUCCCAAACUUCAACCUUCAGGGCGGACUGAGACAGGAGGAUGACAUGGAAGUAGCACGAGCCGGCCAGGAGCUGAACCAGGAGGUGAACCGUCUAAUGGUGGCCAUGAGGGACAUGCUGGCAAACAUCCGCUUCCAGGAGCCGCCCAGAGAGGACAACCCCUACAGGGACGAGGACGAAUGGGACUGAGAGCAGCGCUCAAACCAGUGUUGGAUGCAAAGAGUUGAAAUAAAAACAGAGGAUAUUUUCUUACGGUUAUGAGCAAGUUGGACUUGGACAUCUUAAUUGUGCUUUUUUUUUUUUUUUUAUUUGUCCAGAAAGGAAAAUUUUAAUUUGUUCGAACGAGGGGAACCUGCAACCCCAGAAAACAAACAGGAAGUAAAUUAUUAUGUCUGA
Poecilia latipinna (sailfin molly) is the source of this 2379-nucleotide messenger RNA. It is a transcript of the gene tcf25, whose product is annotated as TCF25 ribosome quality control complex subunit. Gene Ontology annotation, molecular function: protein binding. NCBI's taxonomy places the organism in Eukaryota, Metazoa, Chordata, Actinopteri, Cyprinodontiformes, Poeciliidae. The transcript is spliced from 18 exons. The record is from RefSeq and is a predicted model, not a curated record. The coding region runs from base 112 to 2172 and encodes 686 amino acids. Gene Ontology annotation, cellular component: RQC complex.